Penicillium lagena is the source of this 1113-nucleotide messenger RNA. RefSeq names its product amidohydrolase family protein. NCBI's taxonomy places the organism in Eukaryota, Fungi, Ascomycota, Eurotiomycetes, Eurotiales, Aspergillaceae. Gene Ontology annotation, molecular function: hydrolase activity; carboxy-lyase activity. Gene Ontology annotation, biological process: secondary metabolic process. The record is from RefSeq and is a predicted model, not a curated record. Gene Ontology annotation, cellular component: cytosol; cytoplasm. The coding region runs from base 1 to 1113 and encodes 370 amino acids. The transcript is spliced from 2 exons.
AUGCCGCCAUCUUUACCUGAUUUCUCCAAAUCUCACGGUAUAUCGAAACCAAACAGCCAAGAAUGGAUUACUCUUCGGCCACAUGAUGCCCCGAGCGACGAAUCCGAUGGACAAUACGGCAAAACAUCCAACAAAGUCGACAUGUUUGUUGGCGACAGAUUCUUCCGUACGGUAGAGCCUAAUUGUUUUGACCCAGACAUCCGUAUCGCAGAGAUGGAUGCUUCGGGCGUGGACAUGCAGGUGAUCAGUACGGUGCCUGUCCUGUUCUCGUACGACAAGCCCGUCGAGCCAGCAGCGGCGAUGGCCGAAUACCUGAACGACCACAUUGCGUCCAUAUGCCAUGACCAUCCUCAUCGAUUUGUGGGUUUGGCAACCGUGCCUUUGCAGAAUGUGGCUGCCUCGGUUAAGGAACUGAGGCGUGCAAAGAACAUGCUGGGGUUAAAAGGAGUCGAGGUCGGCACGGAGAUCAACGGGAAAAGCUUGAACCAUGCCGACUUCGAGCAGUUUUGGGCCGCAUGCGAGGAAUUGGACUUUCCGAUCUUCGUCCACCCUCUUGGAUACGAGCUAGAACAGGAGAACAAGGAACGAUGGGGAAAGUACUGGUCAGCAUGGCUAAUCGGAAUGCCCAGCGAGACAGCGCUCGCAAUGCACUCUAUACUCUCAUCAGGCGUCUUGGUGCGCCACCCGAAACUCCGUUUGUGCUUUGCCCACGCCGGCGGGGCUUACUUGCCUCUGCUGGGACGAAUUCAACAUGGAUACGACUGUCGCCCUGAUCUUGUUGCUCACAGCUCCCAAGGAGUGCUUCCUCAGGAAUAUUUCCAGUCGCAGCAGCAACACAACAUCUGGCUUGACAGUUUGGUACAUGACCCUGAUCUACUGAAAUUUAUCUGCAAGAAGAUCGGGCCAGAGAAGGUCAUUAUGGGCAGCGACUAUCCAUUCCCGCUCGGCGAGAUGCCAAUCCCUGGUAAGAUGUUGGCCAGUGACAAGCAGGUGGGCAGCUUCCUCUCGCAGGAUGAACGGGCACGGAUGUUGUCGGGGAAUGCCAUUGAAUUCUUGAAGUUGGAGGGCUUGUUUCCGGAGCAUAGAUUGUUACAUGUACCGGCUAUACAAUAG